Molecule: messenger RNA, 315 nt
Organism: Candidula unifasciata
Lineage: Eukaryota; Metazoa; Mollusca; Gastropoda; Stylommatophora; Geomitridae
Source: the annotation of a GenBank genome assembly
AUGCAGUCCAACAUUACACUGAAAAUGCAGUCCAACAUUACACUGAAAAUGCAGUCCAACAUUACACUGAAAAAGCAGUCCAACAUUACACUGAAAAAGCCAUCCAACAUAACAUCCAAAAAGCAGUCCAACAUUACACUGAAAAAGCAGUCCAACAUAACACUCAAAAAGCAGUCCAACAUAACACUCAAAAAGCAGUCCAACAUUACACUGAAAAAGCAGUCCAACAUUACACUGAAAAAGCAGUCCAUAAGGAUGUCAGUUGUGCCAUUAAGGUCACCAGAAGGAGGUUACAUUUUGCAUGACAAAAAAUAA